AUGAAUACUCCGCGAAAAGAUGUUUUCAACUCAUUUCGACAUGAUCUCGAGAGUAUUCGACGGGAUUUAAACGAUUUACGUAAAAGUACAUACUUGACAUCGUGUUUGAUUUGUUCUCAUCGAGCAAUAACACCUCAAAUCGAAUCAAUGUUUCUCCCUUACCACAGUUCGGCUUACGAUAAUCGCUUAAUCGAACCACCGAAUCCACCGGCUAUCCGUCAUCAUAUUGUUCAUACACAACCUGAACUAAGAUCAUCAUACGAUUCUUUCUGGAUUAAAAAUAAAUACAAUCAUGACUAUUCCUAUAGACCAUGGACAACGUCGAGAUAUGUACCUUAA
Molecule: messenger RNA, 339 nt
Organism: Rotaria sp. Silwood2
Lineage: Eukaryota; Metazoa; Rotifera; Eurotatoria; Philodinida; Philodinidae
Source: the annotation of a GenBank genome assembly